This is a messenger RNA of Aphanomyces astaci, 369 nucleotides long. RefSeq lists its product as hypothetical. Bases 1 to 369 code for a protein of 122 amino acids. The transcript is spliced from 3 exons. NCBI's taxonomy places the organism in Eukaryota, Oomycota, Saprolegniomycetes, Saprolegniales, Verrucalvaceae. The record is from RefSeq and is a predicted model, not a curated record.
AUGUUUGACGUCGAUGAGCUGGACAACGAGGUGCGGCGUUCGGCGGACAGCAACAAAGAUGCUUUGGCGACGUCAGACGACAAACCGCGCCGAUCCCAUAUUUGGUACUCACUGUCAAAUCAUGCCGUCGCCACAGCCGUCGAGGCUACGGCUGACGAACAAAAAUCAACGUUGCUCGAGCACCAUGAGUCCAAUCCAACGCUACGAGGCCUCCGCCUCGCCAAUGGGCGCUCGCGGCUUUCCAGCUGCCCAAACUACUACAAAACCAACAGGAAGAACGACCGCAUCGUAACUCUGCCAGACAUCGAGGAGCGCAUUCUCGAAUGGGUCUUACGCUGUGAAGACCUGGGCGUGUGCAUCACGGGCUAG